CUAUUUUUUGUGUUUUUGUGUUGUCGUGGUUGUUUUAUCCAAGAGAGCUGCCUUUCCAUUUGUUUCGUGGUUAUUAGAGGCUAUGCGUGCACCAACACCAGUUAGUGCUUUGGUACACUCCUCUACUUUGGUAGCAGCUGGUUGUGGGGUUGGCUACGGAUGUGAUUGUGGUAAGUUGUUUUGUUACGAUUUUUAUUACUGGUUUGUGUGCUAUUGGUUUUGGCGACUUGAAGAAGCUGGUAGCACUCUCAACAAGAAAAAAAAUAGCAUGAUGUUUGCUAUUUUUUUUCUUGGGUGGUCCACACCUAGCGUUAGUUCAACUAUUGUGUCAUGGUGUUGCCAAGUACUUUGUGGUUUACCAUUUUUGGGUGUUUUUUUUUCUAAGCAUCUGUUUUUUUUUGCAAUAUCUUGGUAUAAUAUUUUUUUUGGGGUUGUUUGUUUUUUGGGGUUGGUUCUAAGUUUUUGUUAUUCUGUGCGUUUGUUCUUAUUGUGUGUGGUUGGUAGGUCAGGAUAUGGCCUAAGACUUGAUAAAAAUUUUUUUUUUGUUGUUUUAAAAAUUCCAGUGUUUAGUGGUUUAAAUUUAUUUUUGAUUAUUGGUGUAUCCUUGGGAAUAAUUGUUUCUUAUACCCCCUCCACACUUGGUGGGGGUUGGAUCAUUAAUUUAAUGGGGAUGGAUAAGUGUGUUUAUUUAUUUAGGUGUUUUUACGGUUUAAUUCGUAAUAUUGGGUUGAUUUGUCACUAUCGUUGA
Protopolystoma xenopodis is the source of this 748-nucleotide messenger RNA. Lineage: Eukaryota; Metazoa; Platyhelminthes; Monogenea; Polystomatidea; Polystomatidae. The record is from the annotation of a GenBank genome assembly.